UAUUAAAUUUAAUUCAAGUUCCUCCUGAAUUAGUCAUCAGGUUGCUUUGUUGAUACCGGCAAAUAAUUUAUUCCAGUACUAAAUUUUAGGGAAGUUCUACUAGUCCAGAUUUGAGAAAGGUUACCGGUACUGACUAGCUUCAUCACCCAUCCACAGUUCCAACUAAAGAAUGUCAUCUUCCUUGUUAUUAGCAUGGCAGAUAUUGGUGAUCACUUGCUUCAGUAGCUAUAGCAUAGCCUUUGCAUCAGAAAAUUCUUCUUCUUUCACUAAUAUCCAUAACAUAAGUUGCCCCUUCUAUCUUAGAGGCCAGCAACAUGAUUGUCAAAAUUUUAGCUAUGAGCUCUUCUUUCACAAUAAUCGUACUUCAUUACAAUUUCCUGCGACAAACUUUCCAUUUAUAGAAGAAUCAGAGCAAAACUUGUUAGUCUAUGUGGAGGCUAUUGAUUAUGAAAAAUCUUCUAUUAGGAUUUCCUAUCCUACUGAAGGAAACUAUUCAUGUUCCUCGGAUAUUUCAGUUUACAUUUUUUCAUACAAAAACUAUUUCAUCAGUUUUGACAGGUACCACCGUAUUUCUCCAAUUCGGGAAUAUAAUACACCAAUAACAUAUGUGGACUGCCCCUCUCCUGUGAAUUCAUCGACUCGAUAUAUACCUGUCCCUCCCUGCUCAUCAUCAUCAUCCAUGUCCUCGUAUGUUAUUAUUGGAAAGAUGGAUUCAUCAGAAGUAGAGAAUGAUUGUAAGGUUCGGUGGGUAAAUUGGGUGUCAACCUCGUGGCCAAAUAUUAAUCAAACAUCUUUCUUGGACACUCAAGAUAGUAGCAUGAUGUUUUAUGGAAUCGAGCUUCCAUUCCAUUACUUCUAUUGUCUGAAUUGUUCUGUUGAUUAUACUCGAGAUACAUAUUGUGGCGGAGUUCAAAGUGAAAUCGGAUAUAUGAAGUGCCCGUCAACGAUCGAUUAUGCCUGCUAUUAUGACGACCAUGUCAACUUUGACUGUGGCCUGACUUUCAACUGGCACGUCUUCUCACGGUGGUUCGGAGAACAUAAUACAUCUAUAUAUAAAAGCACAGGGAGUGUUCUAGGUACACGAUUUUUGUGUGGAAUUGCAUUUUUAUCAGUGUUUCUAGUAAAUAAAUUAAGGAGAAGACAUUUGUCUGUGUACGACACCAUUGAAGACUUCCUUCAGGGUCACAACAAUCUUAUGCCUAUUAGGUACACUUAUUCACAGAUCAAGAAAAUUACUGGUGGAUUUAACGAUAAAUUGGGUGAAGGUGGCUUUGGCACCGUAUAUAAAGGAAAACUUAGAAGCGGCCUUGUUGUGGCUGUUAAGGUAUUAGGCGACUAUAGUGCUAGCGGCCAUGAUUUCAUCAAUGAAGUUGGUACGGUUGGUAGGAUCCAUCAUGUUAACAUUGUGAAACUUAUCGGUUUUUGCUUUGAGGGUGAAAGGCGCGCUCUAAUCUAUGAAUUUAUGCCUAAGGGAUCUCUUGAGAAGUAUAUUUUCCCCGAACAAGGAGGAGAAAGAACAGCCACUUUGAGUUGCCAAAAAAUUUAUGAGAUUUCAUGUAAAGUGGCCUGUGGUAUUGAGUAUUUACAUCGAGGCUGUGACAUCCAAAUCCUACAUUUUGAUAUCAAGCCUCAUAAUAUCCUCCUCGAUGAAAAUUUCAUUCCUAAAAUUUCUGAUUUUGGCCUUGCAAAACUACAUGCUACUGAUGAUAGUAUAGUCACUAUGACCGCUGCAAGGGGAACAUUAGGCUACAUGGCUCCCGAGCUGUUUUACAAAAAUAUUGGAAGUGUUUCAAACAAGGCAGAUGUAUAUAGUUUCGGAAUGUUGUUGAUGGAAAUGGCAGGACAGAGGAGAAAUUUGAAGCCAUUGGUGGACCAAAUCAGCCAAAUUUACUACCCCUCGUGGAUCUAUGAUCAAAUAAGCCAAGGAAAGGAGAUUGAAAUGGAAGAGGCUACUGAUGAUGAAAGAAAGUUGACAAAGAAGAUGAUUAUUGUAGCAAUGUGGUGUAUACAAAUGAAACCAAGCGAGCGUCCAUCAAUGAACAAAGUUAUUGAUAUGCUUGAAGGAGACUACGAGCUUCUGGUGAUGCCUCCUAAGCCUUUAAUAUGUCCAGAAGAGGCGCCGAUUGAGGAUCAGUAAAUCCAUCAAAUGUCUUCAAACUGAUGAUUGUGGAGUGGUGCUGGUUAGGAACUCAACCGACUGUAAAGUGAUUUAUGUGAUUUUUUUUUGUCCCCUGUUUUACUUGAUGAGUUACCAAAAAGAAGAAGAUGAUUGUAUCUGCAAUAUCAGUCUAUUUGCAUGAUAAUGGUAAAGUUGUUCGAAUCAAAAUGUAAUAAAAUGGUAAAU
Messenger RNA from Daucus carota subsp. sativus, 2344 nucleotides. RefSeq names its product rust resistance kinase Lr10. The transcript has 4 exons. The coding region runs from base 170 to 2137 and encodes 655 amino acids. Gene Ontology annotation, molecular function: protein kinase activity; ATP binding. Gene Ontology annotation, biological process: protein phosphorylation. The record is from RefSeq and is a predicted model, not a curated record. Lineage: Eukaryota; Viridiplantae; Streptophyta; Magnoliopsida; Apiales; Apiaceae.